AUGCCCCCCAUGCAGCGAGGUAAUGGCGGACCCAUGCCACGAGGCAAUGGCCAGUACUACGACGACUAUAACCAAGGCAACCUUGGUGAGGCGGCGGCCUACUUUGACCCCGAGACGAAUGCCUUUGUCAUGCCCUAUGCCGAGCCUGUCACUCGUCGUGCUAUGACUCCUCCACCCUCCGGUCGCUUCCGUGGCGGACCCGGCCCCCGCGGUCCUCGUGGUCCUCAUGGUCCUAACGGCUCUAUCGGCGGCAUGAGUGCGCAGAGCGGACCUCGAGGCCGAUCUCGUGCCGGCUCUGCUCUCGGCCCUCGACCCGACUCGUCUGCGUCAGCGAGAUUCCGUCAACCACCCAAGAAGAGGCUUCCUCCUCCUGCUCCUCUCCCCACGCUCCCAACCCCUUCGAAGCUGACGGAUGAUAACUUUGCUAUCAUCAACGCGGCCGAUUUUGCGCCACCUGACCGUAUCCGAGACAACGUCGCCGGCCGUUCUCAGAGCCCCUUUGGUGAGAGGCGACCCUACUCGCCAACAGUACCCGCAGCCGUGCCCCUCGUCGGUGCCUUUGACGAGCUCACCGCUCUGCCUAGCCCUCACUUGCUCCGCAAGUCAAGCACAUUCACGGGUCUGGACUUUGCUCCUCCCAAGAAGUUCAAGGACGCAGAUACGAUGAGCGACGCUGGCAGCAUCAGGAGCAACAAGAGCGGCAUGUCUCAAGCACAGCUCGGCGCUAUCCGUGCUGGAGCUGGACGUGUGAGCCGACUCCCUGGCGACACGGUCUUUACGCAGACGUCUAUGCAAGACGCACUGAAGCCUUCAUGGACCCUUCGGCCUUGA
Molecule: messenger RNA, 831 nt
Organism: Fusarium vanettenii 77-13-4
Lineage: Eukaryota; Fungi; Ascomycota; Sordariomycetes; Hypocreales; Nectriaceae
Exons: 2
Coding region: 1-831 (276 amino acids)
Source: RefSeq, a predicted model, not a curated record